AUAAAUAGCAGUCAACUGAUGCUGUUCCUUUCAUAUCUUAGACAUCUAAAAAAAAGAAAAAGAGAGAAAACUAGGAUAGGGUCAGGAUGCAUGUACCUCAUGGCGACGAAACCUUUGACGCGCGGCCAAAAAAGAAUGAGCUCUCCAGCGGGGAAUUGA
This is a messenger RNA of Bipolaris oryzae ATCC 44560, 159 nucleotides long. RefSeq lists its product as uncharacterized. The record is from RefSeq and is a predicted model, not a curated record. NCBI's taxonomy places the organism in Eukaryota, Fungi, Ascomycota, Dothideomycetes, Pleosporales, Pleosporaceae. The transcript has a single exon. The annotation marks the transcript as partial.